AUGGCUAGGAAAAGGUCUGAAGAGACACAGAAUCAAAAGGAAGUUCGACAACAGCUGGACAGGGUCAGGACUGCUGUUAGACGGGACCAGGAGCCCGAAGACCAGAGGGAACUUAGACAACAGCUGGACAAGGUCAGGACUGCUGCUAGACGGGACCAGCAGCCCGAAGACCAGAGGGAACUUAGACAACAGCUGGACAAGGUCAGGACUGCUGCUAGACGGGACCAGGAGCCCCAAGACCAGAGGGAACUUAGACAACAGCGGGACAAGGUCAGGACUGGGAUUAGAAGGGAGCAGGAGCCCGAAAACCAGAGGGAACUUAGACAACAGCUGAAUAGGGUCAGGACUGCUGUUAGACGGGAACAGGAGCCCGGAGACCAGAGGGAACUUAGACAACAGCUGGAUAGGGUCAGGACUGCUGUUAGACUGGACCAGGAGCCUGAAGACCAGAGGGAACUUAGACAACAGCUGGACAAGGUCAGGACUGCUGUUAGACGGGAACAGGAGCCCGAAGACCAGAGGGAACUUAGACAACAGCUGGAUAGGGUCAGGACUGCUGUUAGACGGGACCAGGAGCCUGAAGACCAGAGGGAACUUAGACAAAGCUGGACAAGAAAUGAUAGUACAGUUGAACCCCGCCCCAACAAAAACCCUGAAAAACUUGACGAAUUAACUUUUAAUGCUUUUCGUCGAUUGCCACCUGAAAAUAUUUUAUCAAUUCUUUUAAAUCAUUUUCAUGUAGAUAUGCGACAGAUUAUGGUACUUGUUAGAAAAGCGUGGAUGAAAGUUAAAGAAACAACAAUAAUUAAUUGUUGGAAGAAAAUUGAGGAAAAUAGAGAAGAAUUAGUUGAAGAUAAAAAUUGCGGGGAAGAAGUCCUGAAAGAAAUAAUAACUGAAGUAAUAUCUGAAGAAAACGAAGAUCUAGUCAAAAGUCGCGAAUUUUAUAAUGGAAUUGGGACAAAGGACAAAACAACGAUAUUAGAAACGUAUGAAAUGAUGGAUAAGUUGGAAAAUGUAGCGCAAAAUACAUCUUUCGAGACACUCCAAAAAUAUUAUGAGUUCAGAUUUCAACUUGAAAAGAUUUAA
Messenger RNA from Octopus sinensis (East Asian common octopus), 1086 nucleotides. Its product is annotated as trichohyalin-like. The coding region runs from base 1 to 1086 and encodes 361 amino acids. Lineage: Eukaryota; Metazoa; Mollusca; Cephalopoda; Octopoda; Octopodidae. The record is from RefSeq and is a predicted model, not a curated record. The transcript is spliced from 3 exons.